AUGGCGCCCAAGAGAUUCGCGGCCGAAAAGGCGGACCCAUCGCCGCUCGCACAACCGCUCAAGUUCGACAUCAGCGGCAAGACGGCCAAGAACAGGUUUAUGAAGGCGGCAAUGACGGAGCGGCUGUCAUCGUGGGAUCCCAAAGUACUGGAAAAGCGUGGCGUUCCGUCAAAGGAGCUCGUCAACGUGUAUCGGAGAUGGGGCGAGGGCGGCUACGGCGUCAUCCUCACGGGAAACGUCAUGAUCGAGUACGACCAGCUUGAAGCUGCCGGCAAUGCUAUCGUCCCCCGCGACGCCCCCUUUUCCGGGGAGCGUUUCGACGCCUUCAAGGACCUGGCGACGGCUGCCAAGAAGCACGGCAGUCUCAUGGUGGCCCAAGUCAGCCAUCCUGGACGCCAAGUGACGGACCGAAUCCAAAAGAACCCAAUCUCAGCGAGCGAUGUGAGGCUGGAAAAAGAAAUGAUGGGAAUGCAGUUCGCCAAGCCGCGACCGAUGGAGAAGAAAGACUUCGAAAAUGUUAUCGAAGGCUUUGCUCAUGCGGCCGAGUACCUGCACAAGGCGGGAUUUGAUGGAGUCGAGCUUCACGCAGCCCAUGUUCGCAGCGGCUAUUUGUUGUCCCAGUUCCUCUCGCCUACGACCAACAAGCGGACGGAUCAAUACGGCGGCUCGGUCCUCAAUCGGUCCAGAAUCAUCAUCGAGAUCAUCAAGGCCAUCCGGGAACGCGUAGCCGACAAGUCGUUCAUCGUAGGCAUCAAGGUCAACAGCGUCGAGUUCCAAAGCGGCGGGUUCACCCCCGAGGAUUGCAAGACUCUCUGCGCGGAGCUGGAGAAGAACGAAUUUGACUUUGUGGAGCUGUCCGGCGGCACCUACCAAGAAUUUGUCAUGAAGCAUCAGCGCGAGUCGACCCGGAAGCGCGAGGCCUUCUUCCUCGAGUUUGCCGACAUCGUGAUUCCGGAGCUGAAAAAGACAAAAGCCUACGUCACUGGCGGCUUCAGGACGACCAAGGGCAUGAAGUUGCUCGACAGCAAGGUCGACAGCGCAAUCGAGACUCUGUUUGACGAGGAAAACUUUGGCAUGAUGGCUGUGGUGGCCGGAACACAAAUCCGUGCCGUGGGCCAGGGAAGGGAGCCACUCGACUUUAGCAGAGAAGACCACAAGAAGAUCUUCGAAGCGUCCAUGCAGAAAUGGGGCCAGACCAUGGCGGCGGACAAAGAGGGCUCAAGGUACGGAUAUGUUGACAUUGAGGGUCUGAAGCUGGAGCCAUUCGGCGUCCCGUACGCAGCGGCAUCGCUUUAG
Hirsutella rhossiliensis is the source of this 1296-nucleotide messenger RNA. Its product is annotated as NADH:flavin oxidoreductase / NADH oxidase family domain-containing protein. The transcript is spliced from 4 exons. The coding region runs from base 1 to 1296 and encodes 431 amino acids. Lineage: Eukaryota; Fungi; Ascomycota; Sordariomycetes; Hypocreales; Ophiocordycipitaceae. Gene Ontology annotation, molecular function: FMN binding; oxidoreductase activity. The record is from RefSeq and is a predicted model, not a curated record.